Miscanthus lutarioriparius is the source of this 414-nucleotide messenger RNA. NCBI's taxonomy places the organism in Eukaryota, Viridiplantae, Streptophyta, Magnoliopsida, Poales, Poaceae. The record is from the annotation of a GenBank genome assembly.
AUGGCAAGCCCAUUCCAAAGAUUGAGGCGCUUCACCAGAUCACUCUUGGUCAAGGAUAAGGACAAGAACGACGAUGACCUCUCAGGCACCACCACCGCUAGCAAUGCCUCCUCCUCCCCUUCGCCCAACACCACCACCACCACAAGUACCAGCAGCAACAAUAGGAAUAAGAAUACAAACAAGAUUCCCACCAACCUCAGGGAGCUGCUUGCCACCGGCCUGCUUGAAGGUCAGCCCGUCAAGUACAUCAUGAGGAAAGGCAAGUUUAUCGUCAAAGAUAUCAGAAUGUAUGAUCAAGAUAAGGUUGUUGAAGCUGCACUUAAUUCUAGAAUACAAAGAUUGGAGCAGAGACUAAUGGAAAUUGAUCCUCAUGUUGUACCAGUUAGCUUGGGAGAUAUGCUGAUAAGGAUUUAA